CAACAUUGUGGCGAUACUGAGGGUUACAGUUUAGGAGACGCGUCUAUCCGUCAGGCCGGCUCCGGGCGGUCGGGAAGAGGAGGAGAAGGAGGAGGGGCGGGGAGAUCGGCCUGGACGAGCGGCGGAGACGCACACAUCGCCGGCCCCUACCGCCUACCGGCCUGCCCGGCCCCGCAGGACCCGCUCCUCACCUUCCGAGAGCCGCAGACGCAGCACCGCGGCCUCGCGCUGGGGGCGGCCGGGACGGGCGCGAGGCGCUGCCGCAGCACUGGGCUUGUAAACAGAUCCAGCCGCACGUGACCAUGUGAACUACCUGCUCCGGGGACGCGUAUUGUCUUUCCCGCGAGCCGCCACAAAGGAAAGCGGCGGGUUCAAGUGAGGAGGGCCGGGCGAGUAAACGGGGAGAGCCGGCUGGCGCGCUAAGAUGGCCGAAGGCGCUCAGCGAGGGUGAGCGGGGGGCGCGGUGCAGCCAGCCGGUGAGUCUUCGAGCGGGCAGGGCCAGCGGCGCCUCCCCCGCGGCCUGGCACCGGAGCCACCAUGUCGUUCGCGCUGGAGGAGACGCUCGAGUCGGACUGGGUGGCCGUGCGGCCCCAUGUGUUCGACGAGCGCGAGAAGCACAAGUUCGUCUUCAUUGUGGCCUGGAACGAGAUUGAGGGCAAGUUUGCCAUAACCUGCCACAACCGGACCGCCCAGAGGCAGAGGAGCGGCUCCCGGGAGCAGGCGGGGGCACCCGCGUCCGACGGGACCCGCGGGCCAGGCAGCCCAGCGGGCAAGGGCCGGCCCGAGGCCACUGUCUCUGCGACUCUGGGUAGGAGCCCGGGGCCCCGGAGGAACCCGGCCUGGGGGGAGGGCGGCUCUCCGCGGAGCGCGCGCAGCCUUCGGGGGGACCCGCUGCUGCGGUGUCCCGCCGGCAAAGGGGCGGAGAGCCCCCUCAGGAGCCCAGUGCGGGCCAAGACCAGCCCGGUCCGAAGGAGAUCUGAAGGCAAAGAUGUGGCGGGGGCCGUUACAGCAGCACCCCCGCCGGCGUCCAGGGAGGCCCCGGUGUCCUCCGUGCGAGUAGUGAGCACUUGUGGGGUGGUUUCCGAGGAGAUAGAGGUGCUGGAAAUGUUGAGGGAAGACGAGGUGGCCCCGGCGGCCCUGGCGCUCUCAGACGCGGAGCAGCCGCCUUCCACUAUCGAGCUGGAGUCCCCGGCCGAGGAGUGUAGCUGGGCCGGGCUCUUCUCCUUCCAGGAUCUGCGUGCUGUGCACCAGCAGCUGUGUUCUGUGAACUCGCAGCUGGAACAGUGCCUGCCCGUAUUCCCCGAGGAGCCCUCUGGCAUGUGGACCGUGCUGUUCGGGGGCGCUCCAGAGAUGACCGAGCAGGAGAUCGACACUCUGUGUUAUCAGCUCCAAGUCUACCUGGGCCAUGGCCUGGACACCUGCGGCUGGAAGAUCCUCUCCCAGGUACUUUUCACUGAGACCGACGAUCCCGAGGAGUAUUACGAAAGUCUUAGCGAGCUGCGGCAGAAGGGCUACGAAGAAGUGCUUCAGCGGGCCAGGAAGCGCAUCCAGGAGCUUUUGGAUAAGCACAAGAAUACAGAAAGCAUGGUUGAGCUUCUGGACUUGUAUCAGAUGGAGGAUGAAGCCUAUAGCAGCCUUGCAGAAGCCACAACUGAACUGUAUCAGUAUUUACUACAGCCAUUCCGAGACAUGAGAGAACUUGCCAUGCUACGGAGACAACAGAUCAAGAUUUCCAUGGAGAAUGAUUAUCUGGGUCCCCGAAGAAUUGAAAGUCUACAAAAAGAAGAUGCUGAUUGGCAGCGAAAAGCUCACAUGGCUGUGCUGUCUAUUCAGGAUCUUACUGUCAAAUACUUUGAAAUAACAGCGAAAGCACAAAAAGCUGUGUACGAUCGAAUGAGAGCAGAUCAGAAGAAAUUUGGUAAAGCAUCAUGGGCAGCAGCUGCAGAACGUAUGGAAAAACUCCAGUAUGCAGUUUCUAAGGAGACUCUGCAGAUGAUGAGAGCAAAAGAGAUCUGUUUGGAACAGAGGAAACAUGCACUGAGAGAAGAGAUGCAGAGUUUGCAGGGUGGUACAGAAGCCAUAGCCCGAUUGGAUCAGUUAGAAGCUGAUUAUUAUGAUCUGCAACUUCAGUUGUAUGAAGUACAGUUUGAAAUCCUGAAGUGUGAAGAGUUAUUAUUGACAGCCCAACUGGAAAGCAUCAAAAGACUUAUAUCGGAAAAGAGAGAUGAAGUGGUAUACUAUGACACUUACGAAAGCAUGGAGGCCAUGCUGGAGAAGGAAGAAAUGGCAGCAUCUGUGCACUUACAGAGAGAAGAGCUACAGAAACUUCAGCAGAAAGCACGCCAGCUAGAAGCAAGACGUGGACGGGUUUCAGCCAAGAAAGCCUACCUCAGAAAUAAAAAGGAAAUUUGUAUUGCAAAACACAAUGAAAAGUUCCAACAGCGCCUUCGGAGUGAAGAUGAAUAUAGAACCCAUCACACAGUACAACUAAAGAGAGAAAAAUUGCAUGACGAAGAAGAAAGAAAAAGUGCUUGGGUUAGCCAGGAGAGACAAAGAACACUGGAUAGACUUCGAACUUUUAAACAGAGGUACCCUGGCCAAGUCAUACUUAAAUCAACCAGAUUGCGCCUGGCUCAUUCAAGAAGAAGAAGCACAGCCAGUCCCGUGCCCUGUGAGGACCAGUGUGACUCUCUGCCAGGAGCGCCCCAGGUAGAAGAGAAAAAUGAAAUGGUGGAGGAAGGAAGAGGGAAGCUCACAUCAUUGCAGAAAACAGAAGCCCAGAGCCUCGCACAGCUUGAAGAUAGUUCAUUAGCACAACUUGAAGCCCCUUCAUUACCUCUCAGUGGUGUUACCUCUGAACUGCCGCCCGCGGUUUCUCUUCCACUUUUGAAUAAUACUGACCUCGAACCGGGUUCUGUUACCAUAGCGCCACUCCCCCCACCUCUUCCUCCAACACCCCCUCCGCCCCCACCCCCUCCUCCCCCUCCCCCACCGCCGCCCCCUCUGCCUCUUGCCAAGGACCACUCCUUGGAGACCCUGGAGAAAGGUCAACUUGGUAGAGAGGGGAGCGAGAUGAGGACCGCGGAGCCUGCUAGCGCACCACCGGCACAGCUGUUUGACAGCAGCCAGCUGGUCAGUGCCCGGAAGCGGCUCAGAAAGACUGCUGAAGCUUUGCAGAGGAGGAGAGUGAGCUCACCCAUGGAUGAGGUGCUAGCUUCCUUGAAGCGUGGUAGUUUUCAUCUGAAAAAGGUUGAACAGCGAACUCUACCUCCUUUUCCUGAUGAAGAUGAUAGUAAUAAUAUCUUGGCACAAAUCAGGAAAGGGGUAAAAUUGAAGAAGGUACAGAAGGAAGUUCUGAGAGAAUCCUUCACACUUCUGCCUGACACAGACCCUCUAACACGAAGCAUCCAUGAAGCUCUUAGAAGAAUCAAAGAAGCGUCCCCUGAGUCAGAGGAUGAAGAGGAAGCUUUGCCUUGCACAGACUGGGAAAACUAACAAGUGACUCAACAGAAAGAAAAAAACACCUACAGUUGAAGAUCAAAGAUUUUUUUGGAAAACAAAAUUUUAAAUGUGUGAUUUCCCAACUGGAUUCCAUUAGAUGCAAAGUGUGUUGGCUCAGUGCUAUGAAAAAAUGGAAGCACAAUUGGCAAGUUAACGCUUUUCCAGUCAUUCCAAUAUUGGUGGUUAACAUGAGUUUUAGAUGUGCAGUGUUCCUGAUGCAAUGAAGAAAAGGCCUUCCAGAGAUGCCUGGUUUUUUAAGCACCUUCCCUUCCUGUCCACCCAUGUACAUCUUCGUAGUGGCCAGUCAAGCUAGGGGGUUGCUCUGAGUUUGAAGAACACUGGGUUGACAGAGACCUGUGAGCUGUAUCGGGACUGCUUUGAAAUCCAUCUUUAAGUGCACUGAAUAGUCCUCUGCUUGAAAACACAGAGCUUCUUCUGUAUCAGCUCGUAUAGUCGGGACACUCUGAAAAAGAAGUUUAUCAUGAUAGCUAUAGGACAGGAAUUGGAAAGAAUCAGAUGGAAAUGCACUGAAAAUUUCCACAUUACUCAUCUCCAAAGGAAUUUUCAUAAAGAUGUUCAACAUCUGAAAAGAUAUAUAACCAUGGAGAUACACUUAAUGUGUUUACCACAACAUGAUACAUUUAACAUGGCGUAUUUUUAAAAGACCACAUACUCUCACACUUUGUAAGGUUUUGAAGUAAAAAUUUCCAUGCUUUUAAAUAGCUCUUCAUAAUUGUGAAUUUAUAAUAGUUUGAAUUUCAUGUGCAGCUUUGUUUAUGAAAAGCAAUACUUUGUAACUUGAUAAUAUUUCAGAUUAUUUUUAGUCCUUUUGUUUGAACGAUUGCUUGAUUAGUGUAAUUCAACAUGACUUUCCUAUUGAGAAUCAAAAAUGAGGAUUCAAUAAUAGGGAUGCAGAUCUUAAGUCUGUUUAACAUGCACCAUUUAAGUUUUUCUUUUUAUGCUCCACAGUGAAGUGUGCUCUACAAGUAUGCAGAAAGUAGACAGGCAGAAAAGCCUCCUUGGAUAGCAUUUCACUAUCUUCACAUGUUUUGAGUGGAAUUUGGGGAGAGAGCCUUUAUUACUUUUAGUAGACCUUUUAAAACAUACGUAUGUAGUUCCAGGUGCUGAGUUUGCCAUAAUGGCACCCCGAAGGGCACAUUUAUAUGAAUGGAGCCAUUAUGAAUUCUCAGCAGGAGUGUUGUGGGCUUGAAUGAAGGUAGAUAUGGCAGACUCGGUCUGUAGUAUUCUGUAGAGUGUAAUUCUGCAUCAGAGAGAUGUUGGCCUUUAUAUGAAGGGAGUUAAGUAAGGACUGAUGUACCAAAAAGAACUUUAUUUCUUCCGAGGCAUUUCUCUGGCCUAGACCCAGAAAGCAGUCCCAGAGUAAAAGUCCUCCAAUGCAUAUGAAUUGGUUUUUCAGAAGAGAGAAAACAUGCUUACACCUUUGGUCACUUUAAGAUGUAUUUCCUUUAAAAUGAUUAUGGAGAAAAUUUUCUGUUUAUUGAUGAGAGUAGGAGCUUUUGCACAGUUUUUACA
Callorhinus ursinus (northern fur seal) is the source of this 5034-nucleotide messenger RNA. RefSeq names its product junction mediating and regulatory protein, p53 cofactor (gene JMY). NCBI's taxonomy places the organism in Eukaryota, Metazoa, Chordata, Mammalia, Carnivora, Otariidae. The record is from RefSeq and is a predicted model, not a curated record. Gene Ontology annotation, molecular function: transcription coactivator activity; actin binding; Arp2/3 complex binding. Gene Ontology annotation, biological process: Arp2/3 complex-mediated actin nucleation; intrinsic apoptotic signaling pathway by p53 class mediator; positive regulation of apoptotic process. Gene Ontology annotation, cellular component: nucleus; cytoplasm.